Phalacrocorax carbo (great cormorant) is the source of this 2208-nucleotide messenger RNA. The record is from RefSeq and is a predicted model, not a curated record. Lineage: Eukaryota; Metazoa; Chordata; Aves; Suliformes; Phalacrocoracidae.
GAAAGGGAGGUGCAAGCAGCACUCUAUUUCUACACUUAUUCAUUGCUUAACACACAAACACAGAACCUGACUGAGGACAAGACCUAAGUCUUCUCUCUCACAGGAUCACAGGUUGUAACAAUGGAACUGGUCUCAACGUCAGUUGGCAAGUUUACAGUUGAUCUUUUCAACAGGCUGAAUGAGGCCAACAAGGGCAAAAACAUUUUCUUUUCCCCUUGGAGCAUAUCAUCUGCCCUGGCUCUGAUGUACCUGGGUGCAAAAGGCAAUACAGCCACAGAGAUGGCAGAGGUUCUUUAUUUCACUCAAGCAGCAGGACAUGAAGGCUCUUCUUCUCCAGCCAGACCUUCUCGGGGGAGACCAAAGAGAAGAAAAAUGGAUCCUGAGUACAAGGAAGCUGAAGAUAUCCAUUCUGGCUUCAAAGAGCUCCUGACUGUCAUCAACAAACCCAGAAGCACUUACGAGCUGAGCACUGCCAACCGCAUUUACGUGGAAAAAACCUUCCCAUUAUUGUCAACAUACUUACAGCUCAGUAAGAAGUACUACAAAGCAGAGCCGCAGAAGGUUAACUUUAGGGCAGCAGCAGAACAAGCCAUGCAGGAAAUCAAUGCUUGGGUUGAAAAACAAACUAAGGGCAAAAUCAAAGAUCUUCUGAGAGCAGGAGAUGUGACAUACACCACCAAACUGAUUCUGGUAAAUGCCAUCUACUUCAAGGCAGAAUGGAACACAAAAUUUAAGGCAGAAUUUACACAACUGCAACCCUUCCGACUGAGCAAGAACAAGAGCAAGUCUGUGAAGAUGAUGUGGAUGAGAGAAAUGUUUCAGGUUCGCAUCAUGGAAAAAAUGAAUUUCAAAAUCAUUGAGUUGCCAUAUCUGAACUACGAACUCAGUAUGUUCAUCCUCCUUCCUGAUGACAUCAAAGACGGUACUACAGGUCUUGAACAGCUAGAAAGAGAACUGACGUAUGAGAAGCUGUCCGAAUGGACUGAUUCCAAGAAGAUGACCAAAACUCUUGUGGAUCUGUACCUACCUAAGUUCAGAAUGGAGGAAAGAUAUGAGCUUAACAAUAGCCUGAGGAGCAUGGGAAUGCGCAGUGCCUUCAGCAGCACUGCUGAUUUCACUGGAAUGGCUGAGAAGGAUGUGCUGAUCUCUGGAGUUAUUCACAAGUCUUUUGUUGCAGUUGACGAGGAAGGUACUGAGGCAGCUGCUGCUACUGCAAUUAUAAGUCUAACAAGUGCCAAUGUUACGAAUGUUCUGAAAUUUAGGGUUGACCACCCUUUCCACUUCUUCAUCAGACACAACAAAUCCAAGAGCAUCCUCUUUUUUGGUAGAUUCUGCUCUCCCUCAGAAUGAGUUAUUACAUGCUCCAAGGCAGCAACCAAGGUUCACUUUCAAUGGAAAAAUGUGAAUUGCAGUGUUAAAAGCUCAACCUUAAGCCAUGUAGCCACACGUGCUGAAUGCAUGUGUCUUUUUUUGAUUCCCCCUUCAAGUAAGGCAGCACCCAGAGACAACCCCCCCAAAAAAAAAUCCCUGAAAGAAAAACAAAAGGAACUUGUAGAAAUCUGUAUACUCACUUUCCUUCACUGGAAAAAUCUGCAUUUGCAUUACAAUGCAGUUUCCUUAUGUUCAUUUCAAAUUUAAGGACUGUUGGAAAUUAACAAAAUUUAAUACAAACCCUGAAUAAUCUCAAAAUGCCCCUCACCUUCCCUGUCUCACCGCAUGCAUACAAACACAUUACAGGCAUUCUCUCCUCCCCUUGCAGCUUCAUGAAGAAAUUAGUUCAGCCUUCAACAUUUAAUCACUGACUUCCAACCACCUUGCAUUUUUUCCUCAUUUUUCUAAACUUUGUAGGUGAAGGUUGCUGGGCGUUCCAAUCAGCAAAAAUGCUAAGAAAACUAUGAGCAACAUGCUUCUUGCUACCUUUCAUCGAUAUGCAAUCUAAACCUUCCAGAAUUCAAAAAUGCUUCCUCUUUUUAAUUUAACCUAGUUAGACCUGUUUCCUGGCUAAUAUCUGCACAGUUUCCUUGCUAUCUGUGUCAUUGAUCAAUGUAUGAUUUAGGUAAUGAUUUAUGAUGAAUUAUGCAAUUGAUGAGCGUAUCUCAGCAAAGACAGUCAUGGUAUUGACAGAAACACCAGUGAGAUUUUGACUGAUGCUUUCAUUCACAAUUUUACCGUAAUCUGCAUUUAAUCCAAUAAACUAACUUGGAGUUG